This is a messenger RNA of Colletotrichum higginsianum IMI 349063, 498 nucleotides long. RefSeq lists its product as uncharacterized. The record is from RefSeq and is a predicted model, not a curated record. Bases 1 to 498 code for a protein of 165 amino acids. The transcript has a single exon. NCBI's taxonomy places the organism in Eukaryota, Fungi, Ascomycota, Sordariomycetes, Glomerellales, Glomerellaceae.
AUGCUUCCUCCAACCACCCAAAAGAGCAAACAUUCCAUCUCCUACACAACUCAUCUGAAGAAACGAUUGCUGCACCGAUAUCAUUUCAAGCGACCCUACGCAGCCGUACGUUUCAAACCUUCGCAAUCGAAAGAGAACCCAGCAACAUCUCAAGUACCGUCGAAACCCUCGUUCACUCAAACACGCAACAAGCAGUCCCUGGACUCGAUAAACAUGCUCAUCGAUACUUAUUACGAGAUUGGGGCCUUGGUCCUCUACAUCUUCGCCUGGGCGAUCGUCGCAGUUAUCGCAAUCCUUUCCUGCCUCGGCUUUGCAGCCGGCGUCUUCACCUUCAUGCUACACCAGUCGAUUUUCAUCGACGGCGAGGAUCGGGAGGCGAGGUGGGAGGGGCAGAGGGCCUCCGAGGCGUCGACGAGCGACUCCAGCGGCGCAUCUACGGGGUCUGACAUGACCACGUAUGAGACGUUUUUUGACGAACCAAAUCACGACACGGACUAG